Messenger RNA from Trichoderma citrinoviride, 1770 nucleotides. RefSeq lists its product as hypothetical. Gene Ontology annotation, cellular component: cytoplasm. Gene Ontology annotation, biological process: protein refolding; response to heat. Lineage: Eukaryota; Fungi; Ascomycota; Sordariomycetes; Hypocreales; Hypocreaceae. Gene Ontology annotation, molecular function: ATP binding; heat shock protein binding. The record is from RefSeq and is a predicted model, not a curated record. The transcript is spliced from 5 exons. The coding region runs from base 186 to 1739 and encodes 517 amino acids.
CUUUCGAGGCGAUUCGAUACUACUACUCAGUUUCCUUACCUACCUAGCUUUUCUCUUUACUCUGUACAGUAUUGACUGAUUGUUUGACUGAUCUCCGUUCUCGGUGUUACCCUCUUUUACGUUUUCCUGCGGCUAUUUUCACGUGAAGCAUUGGCGAUAAGACGAACGUUUGGGAGGGGAAGAAAAUGUCCAACCUCCUCUUCAAGGCCGCGGCGCCGGCGCGCGCUCUUGCAAAGAGCCAACACCUCUCGGGAUCGCCAAAGAUCCAGCAGUGCCUGCGGAAAGGCGCUCGGCUUCACACGGCUUCCUUUGGAGCGCGGGCUGAGCGGCCCAAUGCCCGGAAAGAGCACAGCCCUCGGAUAUCUCAGCGGUCUUUCCAUGCGACGAAUCCUCUGGCGCAAAAAGACCCGUACAAGACCCUCGGCGUGAACAAGACGGCGACGGCCGCCGAGAUCAAAAAGGCAUACUACGGCCUGGCGAAGAAGUUCCACCCGGACACCAACAAGGACCCGACGGCCAAGGACAAGUUCGGCGAGAUCCAGAGCGCCUACGAGAUCCUCUCCGACCCCAAGAAGAGGGAGCAGUACGACCAGUUCGGCGACGCGAGCUUCGACCCCAACGCCGACGGAGGCAAUCCCUUUGCUGGCGCGGCCGGCGGCAAUCCUUUCGCGGGAUUCGGUGCGCAGGGCGGCUUUGGAGGCGGAUUCGGUGGAGGCUUCAACUUUGAGGACCUGUUCUCGGCGUUUGGCGGGGGUCGUCGAUCGCAUCCUUUCCAGCAGGAGAUCCUGGUGGGCGACAACAUCGAGGCCCAUGUCAGCAUCAGCUUCAUGGAGGCGGCCAAGGGCACGAGCCAGACCAUCACCAUCACGCCCGUGGAGACUUGCAGCACAUGCACUGGCAGCGGCUUGAAGCCUGGCGCGCAGAGGUCGCCGUGCUCGUCCUGUGACGGAACGGGUACGAGGGUGCAUUAUGCGCAGGGCGGCUUCCAGAUGGCGUCGACGUGCGGCACUUGCGGAGGAACAGGUUCGACAAUCCCGAAGAGCUCCGAGUGCCGGACGUGCUCUGGACAGGGUGUCGUGCGCAACAAGAAGACGAUUACUGUUGACAUUCCGGCGGGCAUCGAGGACGGCAUGCGACUCCGGAUAGACGGCGCCGGCGACGCUCCCAUCACCGGACGGUCGUCGAGCCCCAAUGCGCGGGCCCAGCGCGGCGACCUCUACGUCUUUGUGCGGGUGGCGUCGGAUCCCAAGUUCAGCCGCGAGGGCUCCAACAUUCUCUACACGGCCAACAUCCCCCUGACCACGGCCAUCCUCGGCGGCCAGGUCACGAUCCCGACGCUGGACGGGACGGUCAACCUCAAGGUGCCCACGGGCACCAACACCGGCGACAAGGUGACUCUGCCCGGCAUGGGCAUGCGACGGAUCAACUCGCGGAGACCGGGCACCGGCGACCUCAAGGUCGAGUUCCGCGUCAAGAUGCCCAAGUCGCUGAGCGCCAGCCAGCGCACCAUCCUCGAGAUGCUCGCCGACGAGAUGGACGACAAGACGGCUCGCCGCGUCAUGAACGUGAAAAGCUCCGAUCCCAAUGACCCCAACACGCACAAGGACGAGGGCUUCCUCAAGUCCAUGUGGCAUACCCUGACUCACCAUCCCGCCCACGAAAAGGACGCCUCCGGGGCUUCUGGUUCUGGAUCGACUGGCGAGUCUACGAAUGACGACAAGGGGAAGAAGGAGAACUAGCUCACUCAUACCUUUGCGACGAUAUUCGACU